AUGGAGAACGUAUACAAAGCCGAUCCCACGCUACUGGUGAAGCCUGCCUACUAUUCCAAUGGAGUUCCGGUUUUCGAGCCGACCAUGGACGAAUUCAGAGAUUUUUAUCUGUACAAUAAGGCUAUCAAUCGGUAUGGUAUGCAAUCCGGAAUAGUGAAAGUUAUCCCACCUCCGGAGUGGGUUGCUCUGUUGAAAGGAACAUAUACUGAAGACAAUCUUCUGCAAGUGAAGAUCAGAAACCCUAUUGUGCAAAACAUCAAUGUCACUGCUGGUUACCUGGGAGUUUUCUCUCUGCAGAACGUGGAACGUCAAAGGAGUUAUAAUAUAUUCCAAUGGAAGGAAUUGCUGAGGAAACACAAUCAUAGCCCUCCUGCUCGUCGCAAAAGUAGAGGACGGGGGAGCAGUCUGCCAAAAGCUGAGGAGACUGAAGAAACUGUGGAGAAGGACCAAAGAGCGAAGCGCUCAACUUGCAAGUCCUCUAAAGAAAUUACUGAUGAACUUUUAGAUGCUGACUUCAACAUUGAUGCCAAUGAGUUUACUCCAGAGAGAUGCAGUGAGCUUGAGGCGGUUUACUGGAAGUCAGUCGGGUACUCGGAACCCAUGUACGGUGCUGAUAUGUUGGGGUCACUAUUUUUGGACCGAACAACCAGUUGGAAUGUGGCACACCUUCCCAAUGUUCUAGACUUGAUGGAAGAGAAGAUUCCGGGUGUUAACGAUGCCUACCUUUAUGCGGGUCUCUGGAAGGCCACCUUCUCGUGGCACUUGGAGGACCAAGACUUAUAUUCAAUCAAUUACCUACAUUUUGGGGCUCCUAAGCAAUGGUACUCAAUCCCGCAGGAAGAGAGUGGUAAGUUCUAUAACCUUAUGAAGGAGAUAUUCAAUGAGGAUUAUAAGAAUUGUCGUGAGUUCUUAAGGCACAAGACAUUUAUGGCUUCGCCACAGUUCUUACAGAAGCACGGCAUUACCUGCAACAGCAUUGUCCACAACCAGGGUGAGUUCAUGAUCACGUAUCCCUAUGGUUAUCAUUCGGGCUACAAUUUAGGCUACAACCUAGCCGAGUCCGUCAAUUUCGCUUUAGACGAUUGGUUCCCGUUUGCAGAAAAAACAAACAAGUGUGAGUGUAUUUCUGACUCUGUUGGUAUCAAUCACAAACAGAUAUACUGCAAGUUCAAAGGCAUUCCUUACGUUGCCGAAGCUAAAACUCAACCAGAGAACGUUGAACCCCCUCAGAAGGUGAUGGAGACUCCAGCAGCAAGGAAACCGUCAAUCCGCAAGCGUGAGAAGAAAGAGAACAUACAGAAUCAAUGCGCUCUCUGUCCCAACACGUUGCUGAAGGAAUUACUAGAUUUUCAACCUUUUGAACUUCUUGGAACUGAUGUGGAUGCUACAAAGUCAAGUCAAGUACAUCGCAUUUGCGCUGAGCAGUUCAAGGAUCAAAUAUCCAUCCAGGGCAAGAAAGCAAAUGGACUCAAGUCUAUCAGCAAAGCACAACGUGGACUCAAGUGUCAAGUUUGUCAUGUACCAAACAUAACACUGGGCACUGCUAUUUUGGGAGCCUGCUUUCAAUGUUCCCACAACAAAUGCACCAGAGCCUUUCAUGCUACUUGUGCUAUCUCGGGUGGUGUGAUGAUGGACUCGGGCCUCUGCAAAAUGCACAGAGUAACGAAAUCACCAUUUUAUGAGAGAAGUUCGCUGGAAGCCCAAACAAUCUUAGAGACUGUUCAAAAGGAUUCGAUCAUCCAAUUCACCUUCACCAACCUCACGCGUCGUCGACACUCAGGAGAGGUUUACGCUGGACUAGUGCUUAGAAACAAUGUGAGAGAGUCCACCCUUGAGGUGCUCGUCUACCCAAAUUUGAAAGACAAAGUGGAGAUUCAGUACGACGAUAUACUUAUUGGAUCCCUGCAACACCUUGACAAUCAACAACUCAUGACAAUGCAAAAGAGGUCUACGAAGGGUAGAAGAGCUUCUGAGCCAACCACUAGAAAGAGAAAGAGAUCACCAGAGCAUGACGCUACGGAUGAGCUGCUGGCCGGCCCGGUCUCUCCUCUGGAGGUUGAGCUCAAAAUGCCUCUCAAGCUCGGCAAAUUUCAACCACCUCUUUUCGAUGCCAUCAAGUACAUGCCAGCAAAAAGAAGCAAGCGCCCUCCUAAACACGAAGACGAAAGUCUUAGUGAAGAUGUCGACGAUGACACAGAAGAGGCAAUUGCAUUGAAACCUUCCACAAAACGACCGAAGCCUGAUCUAUCUGAACAAUGGAUUGAUAAGUACGAGCCUACUAAAGUUGAAGAGAUCUGCUUGAAUCCCAGGAAGCUCAAGGAGGUCAGCGAAGCUCUUAAUGAUAUGAUCACCAAAAAGCUGAACUGUCGACUUCUCGUUUUGUCAGGUCCAGCAGGGUCCUCCAAAUCCACCUGUGCUAGGCUUCUAGCGAAGAGGAGCUUGAAUGAAAAACACACUUUUUCAGGCAAUUCCAAGCCCUCGGCUGGCACGGUCGUGGAGUACUUUGAUACAAGCAUCGAGGACGUGUACCAAAUGGAUCAAUUUCGAGAUUUCAUGGAUGGAUGCAAAUUCUUGGUAGGCACAAACCUCUCGGUGAUCAUCAUCGAAGACUUGCCUAACAUAUUUCACAAUGACACGCUUCAAGCGUUCAGAAGCUGUCUUCGUGACUGGAUCUUCCUGGAUCCCGAUGUGGACCUCCCGCCCAUCAUUCUAUGCCUCCUGGAAGUGGAGAGAGAGAACUCCGAUUCCGGUCAAAAGACCUACUACAACAUCGAGAAUAACUUAACCGUCGAAACCCUCCUAGGCAGAGAUCUUUUCAACCAGGGGGUGCUCAUGUUUCUCCCCAUAGCGAAAACGUUUAUGAAGAAAACCUUGCAUAAGAUCAUUGGCAAAGAGUCUGCUAUUUUCAGCACCAAGCCGAGGCUGGAAGUGGAGCAAUUUGUGAGUGCCACAAUAGAAACAGGAGACAUACGAUCGCUGAUAUGCAACCUACAGUUUUGGAGCAGCAAUGCGCUGAACUCAUUCGGUGAGCGUGAGAGCCAGAUAUCGCUCUUUCAUGCUGUGGGCAAGGUCAUACACUCGAGUUCAAAAUUUGCAGAGCUAGACAGUCAAGUCUCGGAUAUGCUUUCCCUCAAAAUGGUGGCCGAUGCAUACAGCAAUUUCGGACUUCUUCACCUCACACUUUUGGAGAAUUACCAGAUCGUGAAUGGCGGCGACUUUGAUGUCGAUAUUGCAGCACAAGUUGUGGAUGCCUUGAGCUUGAAUGAUACACUCGAGGACGUUGACGAAAGCAAAGAGUACGGGAUCAUGGCUACCAGGAUGAGUCUACGGCAGAUACCAGUAAAGUCGGGUCGGACACAGCCCAUGAAGUUCUCCCGACAUUUCAAAACGAUCAGAGAGUCCAACAAAGUGAAACGAGAGGUUUCAGACUAUAUUCGGUACAUCACGCGGCUCCAACUUCCCUUCCAAGAGGCCAACCAAGUCGAUGGUUGUCUCCUUCCCAAGAUCUAUAAUCUGUUUCGUUACAAGCUUCUUCACGGGCGUUCUCGGUACAAUUAUAACCGUCUUGGCGGUACUCUAGCGCAGAUAUAUGCUGACGACGAGCUACCUGUCAUGGAAAACGAAGGUGAAUACGAGGCUGGUGCUGAGGACCAGUUCAGAUGCGAUAUACGACAAAAGAUCAAGGAGGAGGACCAAGAAGAUGGUUCAGAUGACGACGAAAUGAGUGAGGAAGUGAGUGACUCCGAUGGAGAACUUGACGACACAAUAGGCGACGAUUUGGACAGCCUUCUCGGCAGUAUGCGGAAGCCUGUGGAAGAGAAUCUACUGGACGACCCCGAGCUCGACUUGCUAGUGUCGCAGGGGAUGCUAUAG
This is a messenger RNA of Candidozyma duobushaemuli, 3873 nucleotides long. RefSeq lists its product as uncharacterized. Gene Ontology annotation, molecular function: histone H3K36 demethylase activity; histone H3K9 demethylase activity. Bases 1 to 3873 code for a protein of 1290 amino acids. The transcript has 3 exons. Lineage: Eukaryota; Fungi; Ascomycota; Pichiomycetes; Serinales; Metschnikowiaceae. Gene Ontology annotation, cellular component: nucleus. The record is from RefSeq and is a predicted model, not a curated record. Gene Ontology annotation, biological process: chromatin remodeling.